Molecule: messenger RNA, 3060 nt
Organism: Danaus plexippus (monarch butterfly)
Lineage: Eukaryota; Metazoa; Arthropoda; Insecta; Lepidoptera; Nymphalidae
Product: cytoplasmic dynein 2 heavy chain 1-like
Exons: 18
Coding region: 148-3060 (970 amino acids)
Biological process (GO): microtubule-based movement
Cellular component (GO): dynein complex
Molecular function (GO): dynein intermediate chain binding; minus-end-directed microtubule motor activity; dynein light intermediate chain binding
Source: RefSeq, a predicted model, not a curated record
GUGAGUGCGAACAAAUCCAUCAUAUUUUACAAGACCAGUGCCGUGGAACUAACGGGGUCAGACGCUUUGAACGACCUGAACAUCAUCACACUGACCACGGGUGCGGCGGAGUCUCUCUAUCAGAUCAUAAGACAUGUGUACACUCCGAUGCUCGCCAUCGGUGAUGAUUUAUUUUCUAUUAAACUUCAAAAAACUUUACUAGAAUUGGAAUCGAAUCUGAAGCUCGUCACUCACGGCGAGGGAGACGAAAAUAUUAAAGUUAUUUUAUCCGUUGAGGACGAAGUUGGUUAUUGGAAGACCUUUGGAGAGAAGAGGGACAUCAAGAAGAGUGAGAAGGAAGCAGCCUCCGCUUUCUGUGUGCUGUUCGAGGAUAUCUGUGAAGAGAUCAGGUGCUUGCCCUCUAUCGGUCUGCAGGAAGUGCGAGACUCCGCUGAGAACAUCGGAGGUAUACUGGACGACGUGUGGCGGUACUCUCCCACGCCGUACUCACAGGACAGGAUGGUCCAUAUUUUUGAUAUCGUCGGGCACGUGAUCUGCUCGGUCACUCAGCAGGCCGUAUCCAGAACAGAUUUGUGGCGGGUCCACCACGGUCUGAAGGAUAAUGAGAUACUCCAUCAACUAACAGAAGCUCUGGCUGCUGUGAAGGUGUGGGUCAGUACGUGUAAGACCCUCACGGACACGUACUGGCCGAACUACUCACUGCAUGAAUGGAAAGGAAAACCUUAUGUGCCCGUAUUCUGCCAGAAUUUUCAAAAGAGACUUGAAGAAAUUCACAGUAUUAGGUCCACUUUUAACCAACUCAGUAAACUCUUGGCGAAAUCUGAGAGGACUGAAUUAAAUAGCGACCAGCUGUUGGAGCCAUUCAAGAAUAUAAAUGUUUGGAUAUACAAUGGCCACAACCAAAUGUGGGAAAAUGCAGUUUCAAGAUUUUCGUCAAGUAUCCGUCCAGCUGAAGCGAAGAUAGCCGAGAAACUCAAACCGCGGCUACAGAAUUUAUCCACCAAGCAGUCCCUGUACGAGUUCUCAAGAUACCGCACCUUGCUCAGUCGACCGCUAGUGCAGCAAGCUCUGACCCGAGAGCUGGAACUAUUCCUGUCGUCGCUACUGACGAUGAUGAAGGACGUUAAAUCGCACUUGGAGGAAGACCUGCCGGGGCUGUACCACCCGCCCGAGAUGACAGACUUGGUCGUCAAGGUGCAGUGGGCGAGGCAGAUGGAGGACAAGGUGAAAGAAAUAGAAUCAUGCGUCGGAACCGAUCUCAGGAAUUUGGAGGGAAGUGAUGAGGUGCUGCAGCUGGCUGCCAAAGUGCAAAACGAUCUGAAGAAUACAUACACGCAGCUAUAUGAGGAGUGGUCCAGAGACGUUCAGGCGCAGCUCAGGGCGGGGUCUCUUCAGCUGUCGGAGCGGCCCGUGGUAGAAUUCUCUAGUGCUGACCGCCUCAUGGUCGUCAACUAUCCCGAGGGACUGGAGCGCGUUGAGCGAGAGGCGAGAGCACUGCUUGCAGCCGGGCUGCCGCCACCACCUGGCGCGCUCACAGGGCUCACGGCAUCGCUACGAUAUGCGAGAGCGCUACACCAGGUGGCUUCUUUUCACAACACGCUGGGUGAACGUGCCGUGAGCUCAACACGGCCCAUGUUGUUGCAUGCAGCACUCCAGCUGGCGGCUCUGGUGGCAGACCACCGUCCCCCGUCUUGGACCGACGAGCGAGCUCUACAUGAAUACACACAGCAACUUAAGGAAAAAGUGAUGGAGCUCGAGAAACAGAAUAAUUAUCUCACCAGCCAACAUUUAAAAAUCCGAAGUAUUGUCGAGAAGCUCAUGGACACAGAGCUCCUUGCGAAACUCGCUGAAUGGAAGAAAGGCAUCAAGGAUAUCAGGGAUAUUAUUGAGAAGGUGGAAGCCAAUGGGUACGAGAAUACAGAGAUGUGGCGCUCCCACUGGGACCUGCAGCUGUACAAAGCCAUGGAGUGUCAGUACAUGAAGGCACUGCUGUCAUUACAUUCUCACUUUCCGGCGCUCAGGGUCGACCUGGUUCUACGAAGUGGUCGCGUGCGCUCUCAACCCUCCGAGGAAGAGCUUCGCGCCCGUCUGUACUCGUUGCUGAGACGCCUAGUGACUUUACCGGCAGGUCUGCCCGGCCUCGCCAGCACCACGGACACAGAUACGAACACGACUAGUGUUUUCUCGAGCAUCGUUGAAAAACACAGUUGGCUCGGGAACAAGGCAGUGUCCCAACUGGAGGGCACUCUGGCAAACCUGGAGCGAGCCUGCGAGCGAUGGACGAGGCGGGCGGCGUUAGGCUGUGUGCGACUGAAGGACCUGUGUGAUCAGCUCACUUCGCCUGAACAGUGGGAGAUCAACUUCAGGGCGUGCAAGGCGUACGGGCAGUCGGUCGCCAAGAUGACAUUUGAAGAUGAGAAAAUAGAAUGGAUCACGGUAGGUACUGUAACGCUUCGCCGUGAGUUUGAGGCCCAAGCGAGGAACCUGUGGGCCUGUUUGAUGACGUCACUGACAGCCAGCUGUCGGGGUGACUCUACUGCGCUGGAUUCUUUCAUGACCGCGGCCUCCGUUACGUUGGAGGAUAAAACGCUGCCCAAAAACACUAAGGAACUGGCCGAAAUCAGCGCCAAGCAACAAGCGCUGCAAAAGAAAAUGCCCGAGAUGGAGAAAAUGGUUGAGGACCUGAAACGCAAGAGCCACUUGGCGAGGACUUGGGGCGGAGACACGACUCUGGAUGGAGUCACGCGCGAGUGGAGCAAACUGAAAGAGACGAUGACAGCUCAUCAGACGAUGUUCGAACACCAGGCCGAGAUAGUGAAGACGACCCUGAGCGGUGACUGCGAGAACCUCCGCUCGGCGCUGGAGGCGUGGGCUGGUCGGUGGUCACGACACGACGUGCGCGAAACAACGUACGACGGACUGGUCGCCGCCAGCCACGACGUGAAACACGCGCUGGACGGAUGGAACACGCUCGCCGACCAGUGGGCCGAGCUCCAGCAAGAUCCGAACCGGCCCUGCUGGCUGCUGAGGUUCAGCUACGACUACUGUCAGGCCUUCUGA